CUUCGAUUACCUCGAAGGUCUAGAAUAUUUGGGCAUUCAUGAAAUAAACCUCAGAUAAACCGGACUACUGAGCGCCCGCAACAGGGAGAUUGCCCAUGCAUUAAACAAAACCUUGUGGAUGGGUUGGUUAUGUUAAUGUUUCACGCCUAUACAUGUUUUUCUCUUAUCACACCCCACCUACGUGGCUUGAAUAUACUCGAUCUUACCCCUCCUCACUUGUUUCCCUAGACACCUGCGUGCCAUCUUUUACCACUCAACUCAGCCAGUAUCGGCAUAGGAAUGUUGGUAACUUGGGCUUAGUCCCACAAUGCACGCCCAUCCGACUGCUUGGUAUACACCUGUAGGCCAGGUGUGUCGUUCCGCGCUACUACAUUCAUUCUAUCAAAAGUCUACGGCUUGUCGCAAUGACGGGGUACAGCUCCGAGGAUGAAGGACCUCAUGAUCCGCAGUCGGACGUAGUUUCCCGGUGGGCACAAUCCGAUCUGGAACCCGCGAGAGAGGACAAGGAAGGUGCCUUGAAGAGCGACUUUAUCGAUCAAAUGCCACCGGUUUCGGCAUUAAGACUACUCUGCGUUUAUAUCGAGCUGCUUGUUAAGCAGACUAUUGACGAACUGGACGACUGCCGGGUAGAUGCUUCGUCCCUAGCCAAGGACAGGGCUCCAGGUGAUAGCGUGUCCAGUGGGGAAGCCACCCCCGUAGGCGGCACCGAGAUACAUUGCUACCCUGCAGGCUAUAAUGAUGCAGGACGCGAUCUUAUCCAAUUGGGCAUACUUUCCAAAAGAUUUCUCUCAAAGCGCGUGCCUUCGAUCACAUUAAAAGACUACCUCCUACGGCUUCAUCGCUACUGCCCAAUGUCAACAGCCGUCUAUCUCGCUACAAGCAUGUACCUUACCCGAAUGGUGACUGUUGAGAGAACUAUAUCACUGAACCAUAGGAACAUGCAUCGUCUAGUCCUUGCUGGUCUUCGAGUAGCCAUGAAAACGCUGGAAGAUCUUAGUUAUCCUCAUAGCCGUAUUGCGAAGGUUGGUGGAGUGACUGAACGCGAACUUUCGAAGCUCGAGAUUAGCUUUUGCUUUCUGGUUGAUUUUGAGUUGCGAGUCGAUCUUUAUAUGCUCACCAAUCAGGCAAGGGCUCUCGUGGAGAAUGCUGGCUAUCACAGUGAUGUUGCCAGUUAAUAUACUACUUUCGCCUGUGGUCAAGAUAAUGCCACCAACUCCAUGUAUGAAAUUUGCUGUUUACUGUAUGUAGGCUGAUGGCUUUCAGGAUGUCCAUGGUAUCUCCUCUCUUCUGUCUCUUUUAUGUUGUAUGGUCAACCUAUGCGAAUAUUCCAUGCGAUACACAUUGAUCCAGGUAGCAUCACAAUGUGGCUGCCUAAUUCAACCAAUAUCGUUUUUCUUUCCACCAUAUCUGACGGCUGAGUAAUCCGGUUUUGUUAUAUCUAGCUAGUUAAUGGGUUCAAAACCAACUCUAC
Molecule: messenger RNA, 1471 nt
Organism: Aspergillus pseudonomiae
Lineage: Eukaryota; Fungi; Ascomycota; Eurotiomycetes; Eurotiales; Aspergillaceae
Product: putative cyclin-dependent protein kinase complex component
Exons: 1
Coding region: 405-1175 (256 amino acids)
Biological process (GO): regulation of cyclin-dependent protein serine/threonine kinase activity
Cellular component (GO): nucleus; cyclin-dependent protein kinase holoenzyme complex
Molecular function (GO): cyclin-dependent protein serine/threonine kinase regulator activity; protein kinase binding
Source: RefSeq, a predicted model, not a curated record